Nymphaea colorata (pocket water lily) is the source of this 740-nucleotide messenger RNA. RefSeq names its product 60S ribosomal protein L22-2-like. Gene Ontology annotation, cellular component: ribosome. Gene Ontology annotation, biological process: cytoplasmic translation. Bases 180 to 551 code for a protein of 123 amino acids. Gene Ontology annotation, molecular function: RNA binding; structural constituent of ribosome. The record is from RefSeq and is a predicted model, not a curated record. Lineage: Eukaryota; Viridiplantae; Streptophyta; Magnoliopsida; Nymphaeales; Nymphaeaceae. The transcript has 3 exons.
UUUUUUCAAGUUCCCCUCGGGGAAGAGAUGAAAAACCCUAACCCUAGAAGGGCGGGGAUUCUCUCUCUCCCUCGUUCCUUUUCCUUCUUCUUCUUCUAUCCGAGGCUUUUCCUCAGACCUCCUACCCAACUUCGAGCUCACUCUCUGCAUCAUACUCAAGUAAAAGAGUUAAAGUCAAGAUGAGUCGAGGGAGCACCGUCACCAAGGGCAAGAAGAAGGCAUCGACCUUCACUAUUGAUUGUUCAAAACCUGUAGAAGACAAGAUCAUGGAUAUAACUUCCUUUGAGAAGUUUCUCCAGGACAGGAUUAAGGUUGGUGGCAAGACUGGUGUUCUUGGGGAUACCAUCACAAUCACUCGUGAAAAGAACAAGAUCAGUGUCACAGCUGAGAGUGCAUUCUCAAAGAGGUACCUUAAAUAUUUGACAAAGAAGUACUUGAAGAAACACAACGUGAGAGAUUGGUUGCGCGUGAUUGCAUCUAACAAGGACCGGAGUGUGUAUGAGCUCAGGUACUUCAAUAUUGCAGAGAACGAGGCUGAGGAGGAAGAUUGAUCAAAGGCAGUCGGAUUUUUCAUCCCUGAAUCCUCUUUUUGUUUGCUUUUGUCAUUUUGAACACUUUGUUACUAUUAAAUUGAGAAAACGGUCAUAGUGUGAGCUGGAAGUUUUGUUGUUUAUGACAUUUCAGAAGUUUGUAGGAGCCAAAUUUUGUCAAUUUAAUUAAGCCAAUGCAAAUUGACCUCA